AUGACACAGGCACCCACAACCCAAGCUGCCACUACACAGACACAAACAACCCAAGCUGCCACUACACAGGCACAAACAUCCCAAGCUGCUACAACCCAAGCUGACACGACACAGGCACCAACAACCCAAGUUGCCAUGACACAGGCACCAACAACCCAAGCUGCCACAUCCCAAGCUGCCACCACACAGGCACCAACAACCCAAGCUGCCACAACCCACGCUGCCACAACACAGGCACCCACCCAAAUUGCCACUACACAGGCACCAACCAAAAAGAUCACAACAAAGGCAUCAACCGAGAAGGUCACAACACCAACACCAACAACACAGGCACCCACCCAAAAUGCCACCACACAGGCACCAACCGAAAAGGUCACAACAAAGGCACCCACCCAAAAUGCCACAACACAGGUACCCACCCAAAAUGCCACAACACAGGCACCUACCCAAAUUGCCACUACACAGGCACCAACCCUGAAUGCCACCACACAGGCACCCACCCAAAAUGCCACCACACAGGCACCAACCGAAAAGGUAACAACACAGGCACCAACAACACAGGUACCCACCCAAAAUGCCACCACACAGGCACCAACUGGAAAGGUCACAACACAGGAACCCACCCACAAUGCCACAACACAGGCACCCACCCAAAAUGCCACCACACAGGCACCCACCCAAAUUGCCACUACACAGACACCAACCCAAAAUGCCACCACACAGUCACCAACUGAAAAGGUCACAACACAGGCACCCACCCAAAAUGCUACCACACAAGCACCAACUGAAAAGGUCACAACACAGGCACCCACCCAAAAUGCCACAACACAGGCACCCACCCAAAUUACUACUACACAGGCACCAACCCUGAAUGCCACAACACAGGGACCCACCCAAAAUGCUACCACACAGGCACCAACAGAAAAGGUCACAACACAGGCACCCACCCAAAAUGCCACAACACAGGCACCCACCCAAAUUGCCACUACACAGGCACCAACCCUGAAUGCCACCACACAGGCACCAACCGAAAAGGUCACAACACAGGCACCCACCCAAAAUGCCACAACACAGGCACCCACCCAAAUUACCACUACACAGGCACCAACCCUGAAUGCCACAACACAGGGACCCACCCAAAAUGCCACCACACAGGCACCAACAGAAAAGGUCACAACACAGGCACCCACCCAAAAUGCCACAACACAGGCACCCACCCAAAUUGCCACAACACAGGCACCCACCCAAAAUGCCACAACACAGGCACCUACCCAAAACGCCACCACAAAGGCACCAACUGAAAAGGUCACAACACAUGCACAAACAACACAAGCACCCACAAUUCCAGCUCCAAUAACCCAAACUCCAACAACAGAGGCACCAACAUCACAAGCCUCAACAACACAAGCCCCAACAACACAAGCUCUAACAACACAAGCCCCAACAACCCAAGCUCCAACAACCCAAGCCCCAACAACACAAGCCCCAACAACACAAGCCCCAACAACACAAGCCCCAACAACAUUAGCCCCAACAACACAAGCUCCAACAACACAAGCUCCAACAACACAAGCCCCAACAACACAAGCCCCAACAACACAAGCCCCAACAACACAAGCUCCAACAACACAAGCACCAACAACACAAGCCCCAACAACACAAGCCCCAACAACACAAGCCCCAACAACACAAGCCCCAACAACACGAGCCCCAACAACAUUAGCCCCAACAACACAAGCUCCAACAACACAAGCACCAACAACACAAGCUCCAACAACACAAGCACCAACAACACAAGCCUCAACAACCCAAUCCCCAACAACACAAGCUCCAACAACACAAGCCCCAACACAAGCCCCAACAACACAAGCCCCAAUAACACAAGCUCCAACAACACAAGCCCCAACAACACAAGCCCCAACAACACAAGCCCCAACAACACAAGCCCCAACAUCCCAAGCUCCAACAACACAAGCCCCAACAACACAAGCCCCAACAACACAAGCUCCAACAACACAAGCCCCAACAACCCAAUCCCCAACAACACAAGCUCCAACAACACAAGCCCCAACAACACAAGCCCCAACAUCCCAAGCUCCAACAACACAAGCCCCAACAACACAAGCCCCAACAACACUAGCCCCAACAACACUAGCCCCAACAACCCAAGCCCCAACAUCCCAAGCUCCAACAACACAAGCUCCAACAACACAAGCACCAACAACACAAGCUCCAACAACACAAGCCCCAACAACACAAGCCCCAACAACACAAGCCCCAACAACACAAGCCCCAACAACACAAGCCCCAACAACACAAGCUCCAACAACACAAGCACCAACAACACAAGCCCCAACAACACAAGCUCCAACAACACAAGCACCAACAACACAAGCUCCAACAACACAAGCUCCAACAACACAAGCUCCAACAACACAAGCUCCAACAACACAAGCCCCAACUACACAAGCCCCAACAACACAAGCUCCAACAACACAAACUCCAGUGACACAAUCUCCCACAUCGUUUCCUGAAGUGACAAGUGAGGCCAGAGCUUCAAUAAGAAUUACAAAUGGAGCCAACUGGGUACCAGCACUAGCAGAUAGGACAUCAGACGAGUUCAUUAAUCUGCGUGAUGAUAUCAAGCCAGAGUUGGAAGCUGUAUACAAGGCUCAGUAUGGGGACCAGUUUGUAGAAGUUAUCAUCGAUCGUUUUACACAAGGAAGUGUGGUUGUUGAUUACACUGUCAAAUUAUCCGGCUCUACACCUGUCACAUCUGGCAACUUGAAUAGCGUCAUGCAGACUGCAGUGUCAGAUGGAAACCUUGGACGUUUUACUGUGGAUGAAACAUCAAUUUCUCAUGAUGUGAUAAGAACUCCGGUGACAACUGAAGCAAUGCCUGUUGUUGUACAAGGGUUCCCUAACUGGGCCAUCGCCGUGAUAGCCUGUGGAUCUGUAGUCCUCAUCUUCUUUAUAGCGAUGAUAUGUAUAUUGUGUUCAAGACGUCACACUAAACAGAAAUACCGACUACCUGAAGAUCCGGAUGAUAUUGAUUACCGCCGGAGUUGGGCGGGAAGUACCGACAACGAAUUCGUAUACGAUAAUAAAUUGGCUCAGUCUACAGAACAAAUAUCAGCAGAAGAUGGCGGGAAGCGACCCGUACAAUUCUUCAAUUUAUCAAAUAAUGAUUUACAGAACGCGAAUGGUACAGAUCCGAUGGUGGGGGCGAAUGGUCGAAGACCCGCCAAUGGUAUAGAAGGAAGACAAGGUUUUCUGGUACAAGGAGGAACCAUGACAAUUUUCGAUGAAUUUACGGAAACGUGGGAAACGAGACUAUAA
Ylistrum balloti is the source of this 3339-nucleotide messenger RNA. Its product is annotated as mucin-2-like. The transcript is spliced from 6 exons. Bases 1 to 3339 code for a protein of 1112 amino acids. The record is from RefSeq and is a predicted model, not a curated record. Lineage: Eukaryota; Metazoa; Mollusca; Bivalvia; Pectinida; Pectinidae.